This is a messenger RNA of Mya arenaria, 1422 nucleotides long. RefSeq names its product BTB/POZ domain-containing protein KCTD7-like. The record is from RefSeq and is a predicted model, not a curated record. The transcript has 3 exons. Gene Ontology annotation, biological process: protein homooligomerization. Gene Ontology annotation, molecular function: protein binding. The coding region runs from base 477 to 1175 and encodes 232 amino acids. Lineage: Eukaryota; Metazoa; Mollusca; Bivalvia; Myida; Myidae.
AAGACACAAAAAUGUCGGAAGAAUUUCCAGAAAAUGAAGACGAGUUAGCCAAUUUAAAUCAGGUUUAAACAUCUGUUUUAUUUAGUCGGUAUAUAAUGCAAGCACAUUAGUGUUGGUAAAGGGAGUAAGCCUUGCACGAAUCAACUUUUUAUUAAUGAGGUAUAUUUCGGACGGAUUAUUUCGGACUGGUGUUGUUAAUAGCCACAAUAAUGUGCGUUUAGAGAUUUUUCCAACAUGUGGAUAUUUAUUUUGUUCCCUUAACAAACAAAAAUCGCCAAAGGCUGAAGCGAGUGUUAAACAAAAAUCGUCAAAGACUGAAGCGAGUGUUUAAAUGGACUAGUAUCAUAGGCGGAUCCAGGGGGGGGGGGGCGUGCCCCCCCCCUAAAAUUUUCCAAUUUCCAAGUGUUAUCAACCUUAACGUUGGAGGUCGGAAGUUCGCGACGCGCCUGCGCACGCUUAAGCGCUUCCCAGAUUCGAUGCUGGCGGCCAUGUUCAGCGGACGGCACGCGGUUGAGAGGGACUGUGACAAUUGUUUCUUCAUUGACAGGGACGGUACAUACUUUGAGCACAUACUUAAUUUUCUUCGAGACGACACCAUGCCACCUGUUAACGUUAGUCAGGUGGUAUUGACAGAGGCUCUGUAUUACGGAAUCGACGAUUUGGUCGACAUUCUCAAAUCUUCACCGGCGUUAUUUGCUGAAUUUGUGGUUCGUGAUAAUAUUCGUAAAAAGCUGGUUUGCUAUAACUAUGUUAAAGAAGAACUUGUGCGCCUUGCUCGCUUGGAAGCGGAGGAGGAUGAAACCAUUGUCUCAAAAGUCAGAUUAGUGACUACGAAAAACCAGCCUAUCCCGAGGGACCUUCAGUUUUCGAAACAAGCAUAUAAGCAGUACUACCGUAAGUUUAAGACAUACGACAGCUUUGAAAAGUGUUACGGCAAGUACUACGUGCAUAUCCCGUGUGAGGACGUGGUUGGCCACCCCGAUGACGUCAUGGGUCAGGUGGCCGCGUGCAUUCAGCACGACCUUGCCACUUCUGGUUACCGAUGCGGCCACCGGAACGAGGGUUCUUAUGAUGACCACAAGAUACGGACAGUCACGUGGUGUGAUGAAGAGUUCCACGUGUGCAUGAGCUGCCACCUAUUUGACUUUGACUGGCUCGCUAUUGACGCCACAUAAACACACCACAUUAUACGACAGUAUCGUUAGUUAUAAUGCCGAAUAUUCCUGCUGACGUUAAUAAGUUCGGACGAUAUAAUGUCGAUACACAAUGCAAGUAGUUCAUUUACAGUAUACAUGUAUGUCAUUUGAAUAGUGCAAUAGAUAUCUUUUUUAAAUGUAUGAACACAGUGGUACCUUAUGGUGUCUUUUUUAAAUAGAGUUUUCAUGUUUUACUGUUUAUUAUUUAUAAUAAUUUAAAAUGACA